CAGCUGCGGUCCAUUUACUCCGAGUUCGGACAGGUGGCCGUUAAAAAGCUCUGUGUGGACACGCGCCACCGGCAGUCUCUGCUGUCGCUGAGAAACAAAAUACUCCGCUAUACCGUGGUGACGGCGUACCAGCGCUACAUCCAGGACGUGCUGCUGCGGCUGGGCGCCACCACCGACCGCGCCAGCCGCUUCGCCCAGAACAUGUUCAACUACGAGAAGCGGCUGGUGGAGGCGUCGCUGGAGCCGCUGGCGCUGCGGGACCCGACGAGGUCACCGCGCCGGGUGACGGUCGACUGGCUGCGCAAGGAGUCGCCGCAGAUUGACUGGCUGAACACCCUUCAGAGCGUGUAUCCAGAGGCCAAUGUCAACAUGGACACUGAGAUCCUACUCCCUGAUGACAAGUACAUCGUGGAGCUCUCGAAAAUUAUAUCCAGCACCGGGAAAAGCUCGAUGAACGCCUACCUGAUGUGGCGGCUGAUCGCCGGCUACUACCCGUACCUGCCGGAGCAUGACCGGGCCGUGCUGGACGUACUUCGCUCCGAGCUCACCGGUGUGAAGCAGCCGCCGCCCCACUGGCUGACCUGCACGCGCAUGACUCGCGAGUUCUUCCCGCUGGCGGCCGGCGCGCUGCUGGCGCGCGACGAGCCGGUGGAGGCGCGCGAACUGAGUCAGCGCGCCGCCGAGGACCUGUUCCGGGCGCUGACGCAGAGUCUGGGCAGCGUGCUCACCUACAGCCGCUUCAUCAGCGAGGAGAGCCGCGCCAGCGUCAUCCAGAAGGUGACGUCACUGGACCUGGUGGCCGGCUACCCGCCGCUGCUGCUGGAGGAUAAGCUGCUGGACCGCCUGUACAGCGACCUCGCCGUGCUGCGCUAUGGGUUCUUCGAGAGCGUGCAGGCGGCGCGUCGGCACCAGCGCGUCGUCCAGCAGAAGGCCUACCUGGCGCCUGGCCAGCAGUGGGAGCUGGAGCCGUUGCUGAACGGCGCCAGCGUCAGCUACAGCAGCGCCAGGAACGCCGUCGUUGUGCCGGACCAGUUGAUGCGGCCCCCGCUGUUCGACCCCGCUUACCCGCCGCCAUUCCAGUAUGGUGGUCUGGGUACGCGCUUGGCGGACGCCAUCUUGUCCUCGAUCGACCACAGCAGCUUGACUUCAUCGAUGGACCGGAGUAACGCGACGACGACAGACCACGAGACGAUGGCGCACAACCAAGAGACGUUCCGCGCAUGCGUGUCGGCCGCGCUGGCGGCGGCGGGCGUCCAACAGGCGACCGUGGCACGGGUCUCGGCGUCCGCGUCCGUCCAGGUGCUGGCCGUGCGGCUGGCCCUCGAGACGUUGAAGGAUCACCUGGAAGAGGUGGGGGACAAGCAACUACCGGGCCUGGAAGCGAUGGAGGCAGAGAAAGUGUUCUUCAUAGCUUACGGCCAGAGCCAAUGUAGGCACAAGACAGAAGAGAAAGAUCACUGGGACGAAUUCACCAAGUUUUCGUUGGAUGGGAAGAUUAAGCUGGACCUCGCCGUCGAGCAGGCGGCCGCCUUCCGCGACGUGUUCCACUGCAACGCCACGCACGCGCACGUGAUCGCUGGCCCGUGCGGCGGCUUCGUGUGAGACGCGCCGCCGGCGUCGCGCGCUGCCCGGGCAUCCCCCGAGGCACGAAAUCGGACAGCAGGAGCGCGUGGCCGGAUCGGGAGGGGGCCGGGCGCGGCCCGUCGGCUGUGACGGACGCCGGUGGGGCCCCCGCCGAGAGCGUGGGUGGCGCGCCGGCGGCAGCCGUGUCGGACGCGCUGUGGAGGCUCGGGCCGCCCCGACCGGCGAUCGAGGGCCGGUGCGGGCUGGAGCGGAGCAGGAGAGGCUGAGGUGGCCGCCGGAGCGGUGCAGGAAGCGGCCGGCCGGUGCUGCGGCCAGCAUGGUGCCGCCACUUCGGUGGACGCCGUUUGUCAUUGGCGCGUGCCCGCCGGGUUUUGGGAGCGGGACAGGAGACAGUGGUUACGCGUCCCGGGUAGCACUGGUGCUGACUCCCAAAACCAGUGAGGCAUCGGCGGUUCGUUGGCCGUGGUCCUUUCUUCGUGAUGUUGUUAACGGCCGACGGUGUGGUUCUAUGGCACCUUUGUGUACGUUAAAGUGUUGUCGUGGAUGUUGUGUGCGGUCACCACUCAUUUCACGAGCCGGAGGGACUCGGAAACAUGCAGAGCGAUGCAGCUGCCUUCGACUGAACCUGUCAGGCU
Molecule: messenger RNA, 2219 nt
Organism: Pollicipes pollicipes
Lineage: Eukaryota; Metazoa; Arthropoda; Thecostraca; Pollicipedomorpha; Pollicipedidae
Product: neprilysin-11
Biological process (GO): protein processing
Cellular component (GO): plasma membrane
Molecular function (GO): metalloendopeptidase activity
Source: RefSeq, a predicted model, not a curated record